UCAAGCAGGUCCCUCUUUAUUGCGCCACGCCCACGCACGCCCCGGUAGCUGUAGCUUGGACUGGAGCCGGAGGGGGCGCAUGACGACACACCCGGCCUCUGCGCCCGAGGAAGACGAGGUGGCGGUGGAGGUGGCGGUGCUCGCCGCCGCCUCGGAGGUUGACGCGCCGGACGCGGACGAUCGGGAGCAGCAGCAGAAGAAGAGGAGGAGGAAGAAGAAGAAGAAGCGGCGGAGGGCGCCGAGCGAGGAGGAGGUGGCCGCGCUCAGGUCCGUGCUCCGCUGGGCCAGCCGCGGCGAGGUAGCUGGCGAUGACGACGAGGCGGGAUUCGGGCACCCGCCGCGUGCCGGGACGCGGCGGCCGCGCGUGGCGGUGGAGCUGCACGCGCACUCGGCGCGCAGCGACGGCUCGCUCUCCCCCGCGGCGCUCGUCGACCGCGCCCACCGCAACGGGGUGAAAGUGCUGGCACUAACUGACCACGACACCAUGGCCGGUGUCCCAGAAGCCAUGGAAGCGGCGAAGCAGCACUCCAUCAGGAUCAUCCCCGGCGUGGAAAUAAGUGCCCUGUGCUGCUCGGAACCCGUCCACAUCCUCGCCUACUACGGCAGCGGGGGCCCUGCUAAAUCUCAGGAACUGGAGAGAGUUCUCGGUCGCAUCAGGGAGGGCCGCUACACGCGUGCCAAGGCGAUGUUAUCGAAGCUUGCGAGCCUCGACAUGCCGUUGAAGUUCGAAGAUGUGUGUGGUAUAGCUGGGGAUGGAGUGGCUCCUGGCCGGGUGCACGUGGCGCGUGCCAUGGUUGAAGCUGGAUAUGUUGAGAGCCUUAAGCAGGCUUUUAGUAGGUACUUGUUUGAUGGAGGACCUGCUUAUGCUACCGGUAGUGAGCCAACUGGGGAAUCUGUUGUGCAGCUAAUUCGUCAAACUGGUGGCGUGGCAGUUUUGGCUCAUCCGUGGGCAUUGAAAAAUCUUGUUCCUGUGGUAAAGGAUUUGAAAGCUGCUGGUCUGCAUGCUAUGGAGGUCUAUCGAAGUGAUGGGAAAGUAUCUGGAUUGAGUGAUCUGGCAGAUACGUAUGAGCUUCUUAAGCUCGGUGGAUCAGAUUAUCAUGGGAGAGAUGACAAGGAAGAACCUGACGUAGGAAGUGUUGAUCUUCCUGUCUUGGCAUUUUUUAGAUUUCUUGAGGUAGCUCAGCCAAUCUGGCGUAAUGCUAUCAAGGAAUGUAUUGCAAAUACCGCUAACAAGAUACUCCUACCUGGUUUGAAUGGCUCAAAAGGAUGCCGACUAGCUAGCUCUGGAAAAGAUAUUUGCAGUAUGUGCCUUUCUUCUCCAGACCUGAAGGAAGCAGAUGCUUCUGAGGUUGAGAUCCUCCAAGCAGAAUUGGCAGACAUUAUCCUCACUAACAGCGUCUGCAAACUACUUAUUGAGCAAUGAACAGAAAUCAUCUCCCGUCUCGACUGAUAUAGGCUGGUUUCUGCAGUUUUAGGCAUUGACUGCUAGGACAUGAUCCCAACUGGACUUCAAUGUAUUCAUAUUGUGGAGAGAAUAGAAAUUUUCCAGCGGGCACACAGUGCUACUGUAUAUGAUUGAUUGUCUGGAUUGCAGUGGUAAGAUCCAGAUAUUAACCAUCAACUUUUCUGCAGCUGUUUUUCAUAUUUUUGCUUGACCAGUUGCAUGUCAUGAGAAUGAUGAAGCCAAAUUCUUCUUUGGUUUUUAGAAGAUGCCACUUCACUUGUACUCCGUAGGAUAUAUGCAGUAUAUGUUUCAUGUA
Messenger RNA from Brachypodium distachyon (stiff brome), 1760 nucleotides. Its product is annotated as 3',5'-nucleoside bisphosphate phosphatase. The coding region runs from base 80 to 1423 and encodes 447 amino acids. The record is from RefSeq and is a predicted model, not a curated record. Lineage: Eukaryota; Viridiplantae; Streptophyta; Magnoliopsida; Poales; Poaceae. The transcript is spliced from 4 exons. Gene Ontology annotation, molecular function: 5'-3' RNA exonuclease activity; 5'-3' DNA exonuclease activity.